UUAGGUUUUUUACCGUCACUGCUAACCUCAAUCGGAUGAACACUUUUUGACAGUCCAGCAGUACUGUUUGUAAACAGAAAUUUCUUUUGUUUGUUUAUUGACAAAUUGGAUCAGACCAUUUACGGUCCGUAUCGCCUAAAUAAAGUUUUAAAACAUUUGUUCACGAUUGAAUACGGUUCGUUUUUGAUAUUUAUUAAAUAAAAGUGACUAGUUGCAAAGUGUAAAGAUGAUUGUUUUAGAUGUGCUCUUCCAUUUUUGUUUAAGCUUGUUUGUAAACAGUACCGCUGAACUGUCAAGGAUGAAUACUUGUUCAUUUGUGUCGUCACGAUAAAAAACCUAAUUUGCGUUUGAUGGUUGUUUUAUAUCUGAAAUUUAUUUGUAUAAAUAAAGUUUCGUAAGGUGUUAUUUUUUGGUAAUCUCAAGUUUUAUGUGUACAGAAGAGAAUAAAACUGUUGUGUUAUACUAUAGGGAAGAGUAUAUCAAGUCCUACUGUAAUAUUCCAAAAUGGACAACCUUGCUGACGAUCCAGGAUUUAUAGACGCAAUUGUUCAUGAAGUUAAAUCUCAAGGGUUAUUUGAUCAAUUUCGGAAAGAGUGCCUGGCAGACGUUGAUACGAAACCAGCAUACCAAAAUCUUCGACAGCGUGUAGAAACGUCUGUUAGUAAGUUUUUAUCUCAACAGAAAUGGUCGGAUAAUAUUCGUCACAAAAAUCAAUUACGAGAAAUGCUUAGAAGAAAUAUCAUUGAAUCUGGCUUCUUGGACACCGGCGUGGAAAGAAUUGUUGACCAAGUUGUUAACCCAAAAAUAUCGACAGUGUUUCAUCCAAAAGUAGAAGAGAUCGUUUAUAAUUAUUUAGGUAUCGAGAAACCACAGCCGAUAAUUAACGGUGGUGGAUUGGAAGCGAACACUGAUUUUUUGCCGGAGGAUUUAGAGGCUGUCAGUCCUGAUUCUGAUAAAAAAUCGUCUAGCACCUCGUCAGAUGUACCAAACAUUGUCGAACAUAUAACUAAUGAAGAUUUGAAUGAAUCUAAGGAGCAUGUAGAUGAUUUUGAGUCACCUGCUUUCGAGCCGUUGGAAACUCGUCCUCCUAGUCAUGUUAAAAAUGAAAGCAAUGACUCAUAUGGAUCUGCUAUCAGUGGGUUAACUUCCCAGGAAUCUGUCGAAAAUGAAAAAGUCUAUGUUUCAAAAGGACUAUCGUCAUCUGAAGAGCAAAUUGGAACUACUUUUGCAGAAACAAACGAGCAACAUGGAGAAAAGUUCAUCAAUGAUGAUGAGAUCCGCAUUGCAACAAGUCCAGAUAUAGUACAAAACGACUCACAAUUGUCACAAGUUUCCAGUAAUAGCCGACUAUCAAUAAUUACAACAUCUGAGAAAAAUAUUCAAUCGUCACAAGCAAUUCAAGAUCCGGCUCUUGAUAUUACCGAAGAAGCUCAGAUGCCAAAAUUUUCCGAAAACUCGAAUGGCGAAGAUGGCGAAAUUUCGACUAGCAAUGACGACGAACCUGAUAUAUCUGAAACUUUGAAACCACAGAAAUCCAAUUUUGAUUUACGGAAAGAGAAAUAUGAGUUCAAAGGAACAGAGCGCAAUAAACUCUUCUCGAGUAUAGAUAGCGGUAGAAUUGAAAAUUCGGAAGUAUCAGAGAAAGGAGAAUCUGUUCACAAUUACGAUCUCAACAAGCAACAACAAGUUGGUAGUCCAUCCAAUGAACAUCCAAGCAUAUCAAUAUCCUCAACAGUAGCGGUGAAAUACGACGAUAACUCAUCACAUUCUGAAAGGUCUCUAAGAAUAUGUGAGGAUUCUUUGGGCGAUCAACGAGUGAUAGACGCGAGUAGCCACACUGAGAAUUGUGAUUCUGUUAAAACUCCGCUUAAUGAUGAACAUAGUACGGAAUCCGCCCCGGAUGUUGAUAAAAUAGAUGGUGCACAAACAGAGGUUAUCACUCUAGCUGCUAUGCAGCAACAAGUUGGAUUGAAGAAAUCAUCAAAUAUUCACAGAGAACGUAUUCGCGACAAAGAGCAUGAUUUUAAACGAUCAUCAUCUGCAUCCCAGCACUACCAUUCUUCUUCAGAUGAUAAAAGACUUCACAGCUCGUCAAAACGAGGUUCCACUAGUCGUAAACCGGAAAAACGGAAGAGUGAAAAUGGCAACAAUAAUUCCCACGGUGAAAAUGUGAAAAAAAAUUACGACAGGAAGAAAAACGAUGAUGAUCACUAUAGUUCACACGACAAGCCAGUUAAGAAACGGCGGUCCACUGACCGUGAUUCCAACGAUGGCACAGAAAACAUAAAAUCAAUUAAAUCUAGCGACCACUCUCCUGUUGGUGCAACAAUGAGCGAUUCUACUAAACAGUCGCACGGAUCACAUAAACGUACUAGUGAUUCACAUGAUGGUAAGGUUGCAAAAUUCAAUGAUACUCUUGAAACCAGUUUCAAAGGAUUUGAUGAAGAUCAAAUUCUAGGUGACACCAAAACAAUGUAUAACACAAUUGCAAACAUAUCCAAGUCAACUUCAAAUGGACUCCAUAAAGAUCCAAGAAAGGUCAAGAAAAUCUUCAAGUUUUCGAAAGAUGCCAACCGCAAGAACGAUAUAAAUAUGGACGUUUUCGCUUUUUCUUUUGAUAAACCGGCGAAAUUGGGCAAAAAUGGUGAAAUCGAUCACGAAAAGGAAGUGGUUCAAUCAUCGAUAAUGUAUGAGUAUAAUGAGAGUGGUGCAGAAUUUUGUACAGAAGACCAAAGUUCGCUUUCCGCAACGGAACCCUCAAUUCAAUUAGGAGAAGAUAUCAUUAUUUUGGAACCGAUGGAAAUGGAAAAGGUUAUUAAUGCAGAAACCAACAGCGUAAAUGACAAACCGCUACUACCCUCGUUGCAGAAUUUUCCUACAACCGAUCCAGCUGAUCUAGUAAUUUUAACGACACAACCAGUAGUGGUUGACCAAAUGUUAACAAAUGGAGAUAAUAUGGAUCUCGAGCUUCUAAUAGGAGAAAAACAGCUUUGUGGAGACGAAUCGACAAUGGGUAAAAUUCAACAGGGUUUGAAUGCAAUAAAAAAUAAAUCCAGGAAACCGAAAAUUGCAAACAAUUUCAAUGAGGCCCGCAGGCUUAUGAAAAUUCGUAAGCAGAUGGAAAGAGAAGAUAAGAAAACGCAAGAACAGGCUAUGGUUUUGGCAAAAAAAUUAAUCACAGGGAAUGGAAGUGCGAUCGAAGAUGAUCAAGGAAUUGAGCUAGAAUUCGUGUGCGAUGGCAAAAGGAAAAGUUCAGCUCCAAUAAUUUCAUCUCCUGUCAGACAAAAAGUUAUAUCCAGUAGUAGUUUGGACGAAAAAGAAUUGCAGUACUUUCCCGAACAGGAGGAAGUUUUUCCGGUUAACGGACUGCUAUUUGAUUGUAUUAGUAAGAAAACUAGUCAGUUUUCUUUUCCGGAUGAUUUUAAAAUAGAAUUUUUAAACGUAAAAUUGUAUUCGUUCAGCUCCAAUAGUGCAGUCCAACUGAUAACUCCAGAGAAUGUACCAUUGAUGCAAAAAGACAAAUUCAAUGAAACAUUUCGGACACCGGUCGCUGAUGCUCAGAAAAACUAUUUGCAAGAUAGUUUAUGUUCAGAUGAAUCACAAACAAUAAGUGCAAUAGAAGUUAAUUGUGCCCGUGAACCUCGAAAGUCUGCCGAGCGAGAUUCUGCUAAUCCAGAAAUACGGACGCGUUAUGAUACAUCACCGGAUAGUUAUGUUAUGGAAACUUCAGAUAAGGAUGAAUCUGUUCCUGUUAGAGAAAAUAAUGGUUUGACUAGAAAUAGGAAAAUUAUGCAGAACUUGGGCACAAAUAAAUCGAGGCGCAUUGGUUUACCUCGACCUAAGGUGGCGGUGGUAGAUAAUACAGCAACACUUUCAGUGGUAAUUUCCAACACAAAAUCCAUUGAAGUAGUCGAUUCUUGUAUACCUCACAAUAACAACAAUGGAAUCAUCAAAGAGCAGAGUUAUUUCAGUAAGGAUUUAUGCAAAAAUCGAUCUGCAAAUAGUCUUCGAAUUCGAACACGAGCUAGAGCUGGUGAUGUUUUUCAAGCAGAGGUUGAUAUAUAAGUAAUUGAUAAUUCAUUCGUGCAAGUGCAGUAACACUGGUAUGACAACAUUGGACACUAUUGUUUUCUUUAACAGUAAUAAAAAAUUGUUUACAAA
Messenger RNA from Malaya genurostris, 4161 nucleotides. RefSeq names its product biorientation of chromosomes in cell division protein 1-like 1. The transcript has 5 exons. Bases 505 to 4065 code for a protein of 1186 amino acids. Lineage: Eukaryota; Metazoa; Arthropoda; Insecta; Diptera; Culicidae. The record is from RefSeq and is a predicted model, not a curated record.